AAUUAUGCCUCCACUCCAUUAGGUUCGCCCUGUGUCGGUCAUCCCUCUCCCCUUCUCUUCUAUUCCUGCGUCCCUUUCCACAACGCUGUCUCGUUCUCUAGCUCACUAGCUUUGACCGUUUUCCAGGCUCUAGCCACCCCUGUGUCCCCCAGCGAUCCCCCACCAUGGGCUCCCACUCCCACCUCGGCCAAGCACUACAAGCCCACCACCACCACCACCACCACCACCGCGGCGGCGAGUGCGAGCCAGCGACGGCGGCGGCGGCGAGGUCGCGGUGGGCGCCCAAGCCGGAGCAGAUCCUGAUCCUGGAGUCCAUCUUCAACAGCGGCAUGGUGAACCCGGCCAAGGACGAGACGGCGCGCAUCCGCCGCCUGCUCGAGCGCUUCGGCGCCGUCCGCGACGCCAACGUCUUCUACUGGUUCCAGAACCGCCGGUCCCGGUCGCGGCGCCGCGCCCGCCAGCUGCAGCAGCAGCAGGCCGGCUCGGGCCCGCAGCACCCAACCGCCGCCGCAGCCGCCGGCCACGUCCACGGCGCCAACGCCAACGACGGCGUGUCACUCUACGCCAUGCACGGGCACGCUGGCCAGCAGCAGCAGGCGCGCGCCGCCGGCCUGCCCGCGGUCGCGCCGGUGGUGCUGCCGCCUGCCGCCGUCGCGUCGUCGCCCCGCUUCUUCGGCGACGAAAUCGAUACUGACGGCGGGGACGACCUCUUCGCCAUCUCCCGGCAAAUGGGGCUCAUGUCGCGCGGCGGCGAGCAGCAUGGUUGCGGCUACGUGGCUAACAACGACGCCUCCCAGUCCCACCUGCUGAGCUACCAACCAACUGGGACGGCGACGACGGCGGCGGCGGCGUAUAUCCAGGUGUCCAUCAACGGCGUGGUGUACGAGGUGCCAGGCGCCGGGGCAUUGCUGGACUUGGCAGGCACGUUCGGGCGCGAUGCGAUGCUGGUCCACUCCUCCGGCGAGAUCCUACCGGUGAACGAGAACGGCGUCCUCAUGAAGAGCUUGCAGAUGGGGGAAUGCUACUACCUGGUUUCGAAAUCUACUUAAUAACCAGCUGCUGCUUGUUGCCUGCUGCUGCGUAUUAUGAUGAUUUGAGUAAUGUGCUAGUAAGAAGCAUGUAACGACAAUUGAUGAGUAGAUUGUUAAGUCGUCCAUAUGUUAUACUAUCUUAGUUCUCGAA
Messenger RNA from Zea mays, 1182 nucleotides. RefSeq names its product WUSCHEL-related homeobox 11. Gene Ontology annotation, biological process: adventitious root development. The record is from RefSeq and is marked provisional. Gene Ontology annotation, molecular function: DNA binding; DNA-binding transcription factor activity. Lineage: Eukaryota; Viridiplantae; Streptophyta; Magnoliopsida; Poales; Poaceae.